AUGAUGCUCAUUAUGCUGCAAAACCAAACACAAAGUUUUGGCAUCAGCUACCGUAACACAGCAAAAUUCACACAGCAACUGUUGCCAUGUAUCGAAAAUCUUACUGUAGAUGGUCUGGGCACAGCUGCAGAAUACCAACCGCUACCCUCUUCAGAGAAACCUGCCACACUUGCCGUACGAGAGUCAGACAGCAUAGAACCCAUGGGAGGGCUAUCACCACGAGUAGAAUCGCGAGUGUCCGCGUUGCGACGUCGUUCGUCGCAGGCGCGUGAUCGCUGGGCCACCAAGAUGGAGUUUCUGUUGGCGGUGAUCGGUUACGCUGUCGAUCUAGGGAAUAUCUGGAGAUUUCCAUCAGUAUGCUAUAAACAUGGUGGAGGAGCGUUCCUUAUCCCUUACUUGGUGAUGCUAUUGGUCGGCGGUUUACCAAUGUUUUAUAUGGAAUUGGCGUUGGGCCAAUUUCAUCGAUCAGGAUGUGUAAGUAUAUGGCGGAAGGUGUGCCCACUUUUUAAAGGUAUCGGAUACGGUAUCUGCUUCAUUUGUACGUUUAUCGCCUGUUUCUACAAUGCAAUCAUUUCACAUGCUGUGUACUUCGUAGUGAGCUCAAUAGCGCUUGAAGUGCCGUGGAAGACAUGCAAUAAUUCAUGGAAUACCCCUUUAUGCACGGACACAUUAAACGCUACUCUUGGGAAAAGUGGAGAACGCCUUACCACACCCAGUGAAGAAUUCUAUUUCCACCGAGUAUUAGAAAUCCAGAAAUCGGCUGGUUUUGAGGACCUUGGUGGUGUUAAACCGUCGAUGGCUCUUUGCUUAGCGUUUGUUUUUCUACUUGUCUACUUUGCACUUUGGAAAGGACCAAGGAGCUCCGGAAAAAUGGUGUGGGUAACGGCGACGGCACCUUAUAUAGUGUUGACUAUCUUGCUUAUAAGAGGUGUCACUCUUCCUGGAGCUGCUAAAGGAAUCUAUUACUACCUUAUGCCCGACUUUUCAAAACUAAGCGAUCCUAAGGUGUGGUCAGCAGCAGCUACGCAGAUUUUCUUCUCACUUGGACCAGGGUUCGGUGUUCUUCUAGCGUUGAGCAGCUACAACGACUUCAACAAUAACUGCUACAGAGAUGCCGUAGUGACAUCAACGAUCAACUGCAUGACGUCCUUUUUCUCCGGUUUUGUAAUCUUUUCAACCCUUGGAUACAUGUCUGAACUGACAAACAAGGAAGUCAGCGAGGUAGUUGGUGACCACGAUGCAUCUCUGAUUUUCAUCGUCUACCCACAGGCUCUCGCCACUAUGAGCUACAGCAGCGCAUGGUCGUUCAUAUUUUUCAUUAUGUUAAUAACACUUGGCAUUGAUAGCACGUUCGCUGGAAUCGAAGCGCUGAUAACUGGUCUGUGUGACGAAUCUCGCCUAUUGGCAAGAAAAAGGGAAUGGUUCGUUGGUGUCGUCUGUGUGCUCUAUUACUUUGGAAGCAUUCCGGCGAUUAGUUAUGGGGGACAGUAUGUGAUCCCAUUUCUGGACGAGUAUGGAGUUUCGUUGUCGGUCCUGUUUAUCGUCACAUGCGAAAUGGUUGCAGUUUGCUGGUUUUAUGGUAUCGAUCGAUUCAGCAAUGAUAUCAAGGCAAUGCUUGGCUUCUACCCAGGAUUAUACUGGCGAAUAUGUUGGAUGAUGUGUCCCAUUUUCAUCUCAGUCAUCUUCGUAAUGACCGUUUGGCAUGCAUCGUUAGCACCGCUGCAGUUACCUGGAUACACUUUUCCCGGCUGGUCCGUCGGUCUGGGAUGGUUCUUACGAUUGCUGUCCGUGCUGAGUGUUCCACUGUUUGCCAUAUAUAUGCUCUCCUUCGCGAAAGGAACGUUUACUGAGCGCCUACGAUGGGCAACAACGCCACAGCAACGACGGACGUCAGCUUCGUCUCUGAGUGCCGAUCCUACACAGAUCAUUGACAGUUCGCUGCUCCAUCCCAUACAUACAUUAACACAAGUGUAA
Necator americanus (New World hookworm) is the source of this 1974-nucleotide messenger RNA. RefSeq lists its product as uncharacterized. Gene Ontology annotation, cellular component: neuron projection; plasma membrane. Gene Ontology annotation, molecular function: serotonin binding; serotonin:sodium:chloride symporter activity. The coding region runs from base 1 to 1974 and encodes 657 amino acids. Lineage: Eukaryota; Metazoa; Nematoda; Chromadorea; Rhabditida; Ancylostomatidae. Gene Ontology annotation, biological process: sodium ion transmembrane transport; serotonin uptake. The transcript has 16 exons. The record is from RefSeq and is a predicted model, not a curated record.